UGGAAGCAAGCAGCAGACUUUUGAAGCCUCGAUUUUUCACUUGCUUUGGAGUCUGGAGAGUGGUUUACAGGUUGUUAGUUGUUUGCAGCAAAAUUGUGGAAUGGCGAGUGUGCCGUCUCCGUCGUCUCCUCCAGCCUCACCGUCUUUUGCUUCCAGCUCCGACAACUCCGCCACUGAACCCAUCCCUCACUCUCCUCCAAAUCCACAGGUUGAUGCUGGGGUCAACAAUGGGGUUCUCAAUGUCGACGAGAAAAAGCCUGAUAUUUCUGCAUAUUUUGAUGAUCUUCACAGUGCCAACAUUGAAAAGUUCAAGAAAUAUGAAGCUGACUACAGUCGUUGGUUGACUGCAAAAUACUUCUCAAAGAAGAAUCUGUAUGGAGGCAACAUCUUUGAUGAAGAUAUGACAAUCCAGGAUGAGAUUAUUAAGUCAAGCAGGUGGCCUUGUACCCGAUCAUAUGCAGACCCAGUGCAGGGUUUUGAAGAACAGAGCAACAGCUGUUCAACUUCUACUAUAGCCGAGUCCCCAUCUAACAUCUCAAAUGGGAAGCACCUAGCAAAGAAGAACAGUUGAUGAUAGUUUUUGUCGAUUUUCUAGGACCUACAUAUGUCAUAUUUUGUACACAAAUAAACGUGUUGAAUGAUGAUGGGUGCUAACUUAUUACUGAAUUACAUGAACCCAAGAUUUUGGAAA
Messenger RNA from Prunus mume (Japanese apricot), 691 nucleotides. RefSeq lists its product as uncharacterized. NCBI's taxonomy places the organism in Eukaryota, Viridiplantae, Streptophyta, Magnoliopsida, Rosales, Rosaceae. The record is from RefSeq and is a predicted model, not a curated record.